CCCAGUCUUCCCCCCCCAGAGCAUCGCCCGGACGUGGCCGAGGGUGGAGAGAGCGCUGUGGGCGCCGUGGGGGCCAUGCGAGUCCUGGCCCCGACGGCGCCCAGAAGACCAACGAGAGCUGUCCCGGACUGAUGUCCCAGGUGAGCGGUCAGUGCCCUUCUCGCUGCGACGCGCCCCAUGGAGUCCCCAGCGUUGCCCAGGACCCAGCCCAGACCAUGUCCCUCCUCCCUGGGCUGGAGGCAGCAGCAGGAGCCACUCAUCCUGCAGAGGCUUCGCCAGAAGAGGGCUCGCUGGAGGAGGUGGCACCCUCCAUGCCUCAAGACAGCUGUCUUGGGGCUCCCCAGGCUCUGAACAGCACUGACCUCAAUGUCCCCACGGAAGCUGUGACAUGCCAGCCUCAGGGGAACCCCUUAGGCUGUACCCCAUUACUGCCAAAUGGCUCCGGCCCCGGCUACCCCUCAGAACUGGGCAGUGCUGGGCACGCGGGGAACGGUGCUCUGGGAGGCCCCAAGGUCCACCGGAAGUUGCAGACGCAUCCAUCUCUGGGAAGCCAGGCUGGGAGGAAGAGUAAAAGCAGCAGCAGGGGGUCCUCACAGGUUCCCCUCCAGGCACAGGAAGAUUGCUGUGUCCACUGCAUAUUGUCCUGUCUGUUCUGCGAGUUCCUGACUCUCUGCAACAUCGUCCUGGACUGCGCCACCUGCGGCUCCUGCAGCUCUGAGGACUCCUGCCUCUGCUGCUGCUGCUGUGGCUCUGGCGAGUGUGCCGACUGUGACCUGCCGUGCGACCUGGACUGCGGCAUCGUGGACGCCUGCUGCGAGUCGGCGGACUGCCUGGAGAUCUGCAUGGAGUGCUGCGGACUCUGCUUCUCCUCCUGAGGCCGCAGGCUGGCCCCAGGCUGUCACCCAAGGCCCGACGCCUCCCCUGGCCCCGGGGGCCCCCUCAGAAUCCCAGCCCAGAUGUGACAAGGUGGUGUGCUCUGAGGGACCACCUCAGCCACGGAACAGGUCCGCUUUGGACAAGCCCGUUCCCCUUGAUGGGAGGGGUGGACCAGGAAACACCACAUCCGGAACCUGGUAGGACAGAACCAGUUAGCUGCCAACACUCAGAACACUGUGAAAGGUGGGGGUGGGGGGCAGGGAUGGGAGGCCCAGGCCCUCUCUACCUCUCCGCUCCAGGUGCCCGCCUCCCUCUGCUACCCCAGCUUUGAGGACUGAAAAUGUGAAAAGACACCCGCCCGGCCCAUUGUCAGGCCGCUGCUCUCCUCCCCUGCUCAUUUACCGGGCUCCUGUGAGGGCCUAACCUGCACAGUGAACCAAAAGGACAGGGCUUGGGGUGGUAGGUGGGUGGGUGGGAAGGGGAACCGUGUG
This is a messenger RNA of Psammomys obesus (fat sand rat), 1367 nucleotides long. It is a transcript of the gene Mdfi, whose product is annotated as MyoD family inhibitor. The coding region runs from base 132 to 875 and encodes 247 amino acids. NCBI's taxonomy places the organism in Eukaryota, Metazoa, Chordata, Mammalia, Rodentia, Muridae. The record is from RefSeq and is a predicted model, not a curated record. The transcript has 5 exons.